GUCUUCCCCAUGUCUGUGACCAUGAUCUCGGCUUUCGGUCUCCUGGCCUGCCCUUCGUGUUCUAUGGAAUCCUGGGAUCUGACAAUGAAUUUUCCCCCACUGGGCAAUUGAAACUAGCCCGGUCAUAGAACUCGCCUCUUGUCAGCGUGAAUCAAACGUUGCCACCAUGAACACAACAACUCGCAGAGUCGGUCGGCUGCCCUCUAGCUGCGUCAAUUGCAGACGGCGAAAGAUCAAAUGCGACAAACCGACAUCCCGAUCCUGUCGACGAUGCGAGCGACUUAGAUUAGAUUGCGUUGUCACUGAUGAGGCCACCAUUCGACCCUACUAUCACACCUCGAAGGAGCAAUUCGAACUGAUGGCCGCGAUUGUCCAGCACUAUGCCCCUGGUAUCUCGUUAGGCAUUGAAGACCUACGCACUUUUGUUAGCACACUUCAGGCAGCACCACAAGCACCCGAGUUUCCCGCAGAACUCGCAGAACCAGUUCCACCUACUAAUAUGUCAUGCUCACCGGUCGAUGGUGGGCACUUGCUACCGAGUGUCACUGCCAAGGACUCAGCAUCACUAUUGCCAGAGGGCUCGUUCAUUUCAGAUGCAACACGCCAGCGAAGAUUCAACGGUGUCUCAAGCUAUGCCGUCCUUCAGUCUCAAGUCAGCCUGUGCAUCACAAGAAGCUUCCCUCGGCUUGCGGCGCUGCAGCCCAGUGGUACCUUCGAUCUACGUGACGGCGAACCGCUGUCGAGAAAGCCCGACGCAGCACUUCCCGACAGGAAGACAUGCGAGAGAUGCAGCCUCGUCUUUCUUCGCUUCAUCAACUGCGUGUUUUACGUCCUCAGCCCAGAAAAGCUUUUUGAUGCAAUUGUCAGAGCCCACGGUAACGCAGACGUAAGCGUGCCAAUUCAGGCCACAAUCCAUCUCAUCGUGGCUCUCAUUGACGACGAUGCACAUCAUUUUGAGCUUGCAUCGAAGAAAAUGGAGAGCGUCGUAGAGGAAGGAAGUAUCGAGAGUAUUCAGGCAAUCAUCAUCAUGGCAUUAUAUAGGCUGAGAAGAAAUCAACGGAAUACCUCCUGGGUUGUUCUCGGCAGCGCUGUCAGGAUUGCCCAGUCACUAGGGCUGCAUGUGACUACUGACGAAGAAAGUCCUCUAUGGGCGGAACAGAAGACCAAGCUUUGGUGGUCACUAUGUGACUUGGACCAGUGGUUCACCAGCGUCCUGGGGAGAUCAUUACGAAUCACUGUCGAUCUAAGCAAUAUCGAUUCCCCUGCAGAUAACCUCAUCCGAGCUCCAAAUAUGCCACCCAUGUAUGCCUUCGCUUCAGCCCGUCUCACGCGUCUUCUUUCUCGUACUCUUCACUGCAACUCCGAGAAGCGUCACGAUAAUGGCAAAGAUAUCGAUCAACUGACUCAAGAUCUUUACGGGUGGUGGAACAGCCUACCACAGCAUCUGACCAUGCCUGCAGCAGCAAUUCCAGCAUCAUUGGUGCGAUCUACGCUAUACCUACAGUUGAGAUAUCAUUGUACCAUCGUCUUACUGACGCAAUCAUACCUGUUCAAUGCCACUUUCUCAGGCUCCGAGGCAAAUACUCGAAUGAAGAUCUGCGAAGAGAGCAACGACGAAACCAUUGCUAUCCUCGUAGAGAUGCACGAGAGGGAUGUUCUUACUAACCACUUCUGGUUUGAUUCAUACCAUGCAGUCACAUGCGGACUGGUUCUUCUGAUUAGAAUCAUCAAAAAUCCAGCAUCUGUCGAUUUGCGAGAUAAGGUGAUAAAGAUGAGUAACCUACUUCGAAUAUUCCCGGAUAGGUUGCAUGCUUUUGCCGUUCAGUGUUUUGACAAAGUGCUUGAAGAUAUUGAGCACCACCAACGGGAAACGACAACUUUUCACGACAGUGUCAUUCCGUUUGAAACAGGAUUGCCAAUUUUGGACUUGUGGGAACAGCUAGGGUUCUCUGAAUCUAGUUUUGACUUCACUAUGUAGCUGAGUACUUACCUAAUUACUACAUCACUCUCAUCUCAGAUUGCCUUGUUUCCAUAGAAGAUAAGAAAGUCCAAAGCAUCACGU
Colletotrichum godetiae is the source of this 2062-nucleotide messenger RNA. RefSeq lists its product as uncharacterized. NCBI's taxonomy places the organism in Eukaryota, Fungi, Ascomycota, Sordariomycetes, Glomerellales, Glomerellaceae. Gene Ontology annotation, molecular function: DNA-binding transcription factor activity, RNA polymerase II-specific; DNA binding; zinc ion binding. Bases 167 to 1978 code for a protein of 603 amino acids. The transcript is spliced from 6 exons. Gene Ontology annotation, biological process: DNA-templated transcription; regulation of DNA-templated transcription. The record is from RefSeq and is a predicted model, not a curated record.